AUGUCUUUCUUCGUCGAAUUCUGUAUUUUCACCAUCGGCUUCACUAGCCUUGUUGGUGGAUUACUCGCUCUUCACAACCCACGAAACCAAUACAAGCUCAGAGGCAUUCCAGACAUGAGGUCCUCCGAGGAUCCCGCCAGCUUCGCACUGAUAUACAUGCUGGCAGCUAGGGAUAUAUCUUUCGGCAUUUUUAUCCUCGCACAUCAGUUCCAGUACAACCAUAUUGCUAUCGCUACCGUCAUGGCUGUCAUGAGCUUCAUGAAAUUUGGCGAUCUUCUAACUGUUCUUGCGGUUGGAGAAACAAAGAGACCGCUUCCAGUUACUCUCCAUCUCGGUACAGGAAUUGGCUAUCUGGGCUGGGUGGUAUACCUUUGCAAAAACUAA
Messenger RNA from Fusarium odoratissimum NRRL 54006, 384 nucleotides. RefSeq lists its product as uncharacterized. The record is from RefSeq and is a predicted model, not a curated record. The coding region runs from base 1 to 384 and encodes 127 amino acids. NCBI's taxonomy places the organism in Eukaryota, Fungi, Ascomycota, Sordariomycetes, Hypocreales, Nectriaceae. The transcript has a single exon.